AUGCUUUCAAAAGAGCCUCUCUGCCUCGGCGGUGUGCCUCGAGCUGCUAGAGAGACGCGCGGCGGCCUCGACGACGCAGACAGCGGAGGCGGAGACAGCCCGGCGCCGCGGCCCUCCGUCGAUCUCUGCACCCGUGGAGCCCAAAAUGGAGAGGAAAAAUGCUUCGAAGCUCCCCACGUUGGUGCCUUCUCCUGUGUCGUCUGGCCGCAGGGCGAAGACACAGAAAAUAGCCCAUGCGCCUCGGAAGGCGACGCGGAGGCAGCCGAGGCUCUCAGCCGCCGGGCGCCCUCCUGUCGUCGAGGCAGUCCGUGUUCUCAGGAUCUGCCAGAGGUGGAUGCAUGCACAACUCGCUGUAAAUCUAUUUGUCGUUGCUCCGCCGAAUCGCCCGCGGCUUCCCUCACUGCCUCAGAGGCGCUUCCGCUCGGUGCGCCGGUGAGCGCAGCGCACCGAGGAGAAGACGACGCGGAGGGCCUUGAGAAAGAAGCAUUGUCAGACAGCAGCGGCGACGGUGAAGAAGGCAGCAGAGAGUUGUUCCCAGUCGUGAUUCCACUCGAUGAGGAGACUGUGGGGCGAGGUGAUCAUGGAGCGGGCUCGCCUCGUGCGUCCCCCAACUUCUAUUCACAUCAUGGCCGCAUGCGGACGCGAAAUAGUCCGGCUUCCUCUGCUUCAGACACACCUCCACCAUCUGCCAAGGCAUUCCAUCUCUCACCCGAGUUGCCUACUCAGCUUGUUCCGCUCGCAACCCCUGCGGAUUCUCCCUGCGGACCGCCACCAGGCGCCCCGGCCGCGUCUCCUCUCGCUCCUGCCUCUUCUUCUUCCUCUUCUUCUUCCUUUCCUUUCGCUUCUUCUCGCUCCCAGUAUCGCUCUCCAGGUUCGCCCUCGCCUUCCAUCCAAGGUGAAUCGAGCCCGCAGCCAGCCGGGGCGGCCUCGCCCUGCGUCGCUGCGCAUGUCUCUUCGGCUUCAGGGGCUUUUGGCCUCGGCGAGCCCACGUCCCUCCUCGCGUUGGGGGUUCCGCGCCCCGAGGCGGGUCGCGAUUCAGAAGACUUCGGCGACAUUGACGCCUUCAGCGACAUCUCCGCUUGCCGCCGGCGGCCCCCGGCGCCUGUGCGCAAGUCGUUUGUCAACGCAGGGAUUCCAGUCUCCUUCAUAAAGGGCGGGGGUCCGCCCUGGCGAUCCGCCUCCGGCGCCUGCGGCGCGUCCGGCGCCCAGCCCUCGGCGCACAGGGCCGCCACUCCCCCCGCCCCCCCGUUUUUCUCCUUCCGAGACCUUUCUGAGGAGUCUCGCCGGCUGGCGAGCGGCUUGGCCGCGUCGCCUCCUGCUGGAGACCCAACUGGGGCGCUGUGCGGAGGCCGGCAGGGGUACUACCUCAACGCCGCGACGGUUCACGCAGCCGCGCAGGCCGCCGCGGCGCUGGAUGGAAGUCGAACGGCCGCAGGGGUCGCUGGGUUUGAGGUGGACGAAGGCGCCGGCAGAGAGCCCCGGGGCGUCCCUCCGUGGUUUCCGAGGGCAGCCGACGCCGCAGCGGAGAGCGGACGGGGCCCGCCAGAGGAUCACGCAUCUGCUCUUCGAGGAGAGGCUGAAGGAGGCCCCGGAAAUCGGCGUGAAGCGCCGCCGUCAGUUCUGUCGAGCCUGGUGCAUGCGGCGGAGCGGCAGGCGACCAGCGAAGCUGGCGUCCUCGGCGCGUGCUGCGCGCCAGAGAACUUGACAGCCAGCAGCGGCACGAGCCGCGGGCCUUCUCCGUCGCCUUCUGUCUCGGCGCAGACAAGCAGGUCGAGCGGCAGACUCAUGUGGCUAUGGGGCGGUGCUGGCGGGAUCCGCCGAGACGCGCAGGACUCGCGCGAGCAGCCCGUCUCUCCCUGCCUCAUCUGCGGCUGCAGGAGGCAUCGCUCGGCUCCUGUUCCUGGGGGCAGAAAGGCCGAGGGCGACACAGCAGGGAAGCGGCGACAGAACGCUCUCGACUUGGCUGCGCAGACCCGCAGGGACGGCGCCGCCACGGAGCUCAGUCAGCGCAUGCGAGGAGGCGGAGGGGGCAACACGGAGCUCGAACGACUCUUGGAUUCCGAGACAGAGGCCGCGAAUCGCCAGCUCGCGCUCGAGGACGCACUCCACCGCGAGGACCUUGAAGCCAUGCUCAACAAUGCACAGCAGGUGAAGAACUUUCUCAUCGUGAAGCUGCGGGAGUGCGAGGCGGCGCUGCUGGCGACAGCCAAAGAGCGCGACGACCUGGAGGAGAGCCUGAGGCAGCUCGGCCGCAGCUUGCAGGAACGCGAAGGCCACCGCGAAGAGGCGCUGCAGAGUCUUCGUCAGGAAAACGAGCGCCAGCGGGACGAACUGGAAAGCGUCCGCGCGGAAGUCACGAGCUUGACCGAGAGGGAGAUGCACCUGGAGACAGAAGCCGCGCAGCUCCGCGACGAGAGGACGCUGUUGCGUGCGGAAAUCCACGACAGGGUCGCUGCCAGUUCGCUGGCUGCGGAGAAGCUGCAAGGAGCGGUUCAUCAGUUGAAGGACGAGAAGAAGAUCCUCGUGCGGGAGAUCGUUGCGCUGCGUCGCUCUCUGGCGGAGUCCCGCCGCGAGUUGGCGGACGCGUUGGCGCGUGUCGACGAGCUCGAGGCCUUCGUGCCUCUGCCGCGGUCGUCCGCCCUCAGCGAGCCGCUCUCGCCGUCUGCCGCUGACUCGGCGCCUGCGUCGCCUCCGUCCACAGGCUCUUCAUACGCGUCCUUCGCCUCUCUGGUGACUGGCGGGCGCUCUGCGAAGAGGUCGCGCGAGAGGGGCGCGGCAGGAGACGACGCGGCGGCGGCGCCUCUGGCGCACAGCGCGAGCUCGAGAGGAGACGCGGUCCCAGGGGGAAGCGCACGGACAAACCCGCGGGGGCGUCACGCCCCCGCGGUCCCCACGCGCGGCGUCCCCCUGCGAGAGGCGGCGAGCGAAGGGCGAGACAGCGAGGGGGGGACCGGCGAGAGCGCGGCGGAGUCGCUCGCCUUCCUUCAGCAGCAGAGUUCCGCCGUAGGCCUGACCUUGGUUCUGUCGUCUGCGCCGACGACAGCAGCCUGCGUGGAGGCGAGAGACGACGCGAACGAAGGGACAGAGCAAGAUAGGCAAGCGCUCUGCUCGAAGGCCUGCUCCGCGUUGGGCGCGUCGGGCGCUGCAGGGUCUUCUUCGCACGCAAAACACGAGAAGACUUUGGCUGAUAAACGAAGGCCGGACGGUGACAGAGCAGAGGGGGAGAGGAGGAAGGAGAACGUGGCUGGCUUUGUGGGCGGAGCUCUUGCGGCGGGCGUUUCGCGCGUGCUGCAGCAGCUCGAAAAUGUGCUCACAGUUGAGGAAACGCUGAUAGUGCAUGCCUCCGGAGUCUACACAGAGGACGGCGUCUGCAUCGAGCGCCUCGAUCCCGCUUGCCCGCCGUUGCCCGCCGUGCUGUCCUCGCGCCGCUAUACGCCUCUGCAGAGUGAAGAGGAGGACAGCCCCGAAGACCGAAAAGAGAUCCACGCAUCGCGCCGUAGGUCGCUUCGUCCCACGCGCUCUGAAAAACAGUCCAACGCGCCAGCGCUCUUACGCGGCGAAGAGGUGCGCGGCGGCGCCGACGCGUCUGCAGCGUGCGUGUCCUCUCUCCCUUCCUCUUCUUGUUGCGCUCCGUCCGUUUCCUCCUCUACAGGGGGCGGGGCGGGGCUUCCCCCCGCGGAGGCGCCCCCGCGACGCGAGGGAGGGGAAGGCCACGCGUUUGCGCAGGGCGACGUCGUCGUCGCGCUCUCCGACAGCGAGGAAGCGGCGGCGGCGCGCAACGCGCUGCAGGCGGGGGGCGCGAAGGAGACGCUGAAGGGGCGGAAGACAAGGCUCGGGGGCGCAGUCGGGGGGACGAUGCGCGACGCGGUCUGCUCCGUCUGGCAAGUUGCGCAGGGCGUUCUCGCGGAGAAGACUCAGCAGCUCCUCCUCCAUCCCGCCGGCGCUGUCCCUGCGCCGCGCGCGCCCUCCCGGGCCUCCAGCCGCCCUCUCGCCGACGAGAGAGACGCCGUGUCGUCGCUAGCCUACGACGCGCACCCCGCGCGACGCGGGGCGUCUUCGCCCUCUGCGUCGGCGCCUGGAGGCGGCACGCCCUCCACGUCUCCUUCCGCGUCGUCUGGUCCGAAGAGGGGCGCGGGCGGAGGCGAGAAAGGGACGGCGCCUUCGCGCGGCUCGCUUUCGCCUUGGGAAAUCCUUCUCCAGAGACACCGCGAGGCGCAGGAGAUGCCGCUCUUCGGCAGCACGCCCUACCCAGCGAGCGCCGCUUGCGUCCUCGCGGGAGCAGGCGUCGGCGCGGAGUCUCCGGCGCGCGGGGCGCGGAGACAGGGCGGCGACCGCGAGCAGGAAACACAGGGCCUUUCCGCGGAGGGCGGGGCAUUCCAAAAAGGAGGCCUAGCCGAGGUCGCGCGUGUGCCGCAGCAGGGUGUCGCUGAGGGAGAAGAGGCGAACAGAGCGCGAGAGCUGACAGCCAGACGCCGCUGCCCAGACCAGGCGGAGACCCCAAACGAGGGUGCGGAGGUCUCAUCAGGGGAGGCGGGCCGCGCCGUCGGGGGGGCUCAAGGCGGAGGCGACCGCGAAGACGAGUGCAGGCGGCGAGGGACAGAAGGAGAUCUACAGGGAGACGAGAGUCCUCCCGCGGAGAGCGCAGACGCGCAGCGGGAUGCUGAGAGAAAUCUCAGCCUGGACGAAGAGAGCAGCGACCAGGAACACAGUUCUGCAGCGGAGGAAGGGAGAGAGCGAGGGAAGGAGAGGGAGCGAGGGAAGGAGAGGGAGCGAGGGAAGGAGAGGGAGCGAGGGAAGGAGAGGGAGCGAGGGAAGGAGAGGGAGCGAGGGAAGGAGAGGGAGCGAGGGAAGGAGAGGGCGCGAGAGAAGAAGAGCACGGGAGAGAAGAAGAUGGAGAGAGAGAAGAAAAAGAUGCGCGAGAAGGACAGGGAGAGAAAGAACAAGAGCCAAAGGAUAGGGCGCUGA
Besnoitia besnoiti is the source of this 4965-nucleotide messenger RNA. RefSeq lists its product as uncharacterized. The record is from RefSeq and is a predicted model, not a curated record. The coding region runs from base 1 to 4965 and encodes 1654 amino acids. The transcript has 6 exons. NCBI's taxonomy places the organism in Eukaryota, Apicomplexa, Conoidasida, Eucoccidiorida, Sarcocystidae.